Bombus impatiens (common eastern bumble bee) is the source of this 2890-nucleotide messenger RNA. Its product is annotated as basic salivary proline-rich protein 2. The coding region runs from base 422 to 2254 and encodes 610 amino acids. The transcript has 6 exons. The record is from RefSeq and is a predicted model, not a curated record. NCBI's taxonomy places the organism in Eukaryota, Metazoa, Arthropoda, Insecta, Hymenoptera, Apidae.
GUCACGAUAGUUUGCGUGUUUGCCACACGGUCGCUUUACUCCCAAGCUUUCUAUUUUAGAUAUGGACAGCCACCAUAUCUUAUUUGUAAAACUAGAAUUUUGCAAAGCAAUUGCUAGCAGUGAUUCGCUAUAUUUAAAAUUUUUCUUCGGUAAAAUUCUAUCUUGGCAAAAUAAGAUUAUGCAUUUUGAUUAGUUUUUCGAGGCAGAAUUACAUUGAAGGUAAUAACUCUUUUUUAAAAGUUAAAAGUACAGUGCAACAAUGUGGGCUAUCAAUACUGUAGCAAGGUUUUAAGGCUUCAAAUGAAUAUAAGCAAUACAGAAAAGAGAACUAACGACUGGAAAAUUAAGUGAAAAAGAAUAGGAGUGAAAAUAAAUUGCAUCCAAUCGUGAUUUUUUGACUAUCGAUAAGUUAUCUGAAGGCAUGUCCGUGACUUUUGCUCAACGCGGCAGGCCGCCACCGAAUCCUGCUCAAAUACAGAAGAUGCUUGAUGAAAACAGUCAACUUAUACAAACAAUACAAGAAUAUCAAAAUAAAGGAAAAGCACAAGAAUGUAUACAAUACCAGCAGAUGUUGCAUCGCAAUUUGGUAUAUUUGGCAUCCAUUGCUGAUGCAAAUCAAAAUAUACAAGCAUUGCUACCACCUCCACAAGGGAUCCCUAAUGGACCCCAACAUGGUAUGAUGAAUCCACAGGGCAUUCCUAAUGCUCCCACAGGAUCAAGUGGACCUGGAGGUGAUAUGCCUCCAAAUACUCAACCGACAUUACCAAUGUCAAGCUUUAGCCAAGGACAACCAAUGACACAAGGUGGAUACCGUGGUCCUGUUAUGCCUGGACAAGGACCUAUGAAUAGACCACCUGCUGCACCUGGACCACAACAAUAUAGAGGACCUCAGGGUUACCCUCAACAACCUUCUCAACAAAGUUAUCCUACGCAAUAUGCCAAUCAAAAUCCAGGUACCAAUUAUCAAGGACCACAGGGAUCUGCAUAUACUCCAGGUCAACCAAAUCAAUAUGGACCACCAAAUACUUCCCAACAACAAGGAUACAGCACAUCAACGCAACCGAACUAUGGUCCUCCAACUACCGUGAAUAGUUACGGUCCUCAACCAGGUGGAUAUCCACCACCAGGAACAACUCAGCCUCCUACAGGAUAUGGUCCACCACCACCGAAUCAACAAGGCUAUCCUCCUUCUAAUCCUUCUCAACAAAAUUUCCCGUCAAGCGGACAACAGCAACAGCCUGGUCAAUAUGGUAGUCCUAGCCCACAACCAAAUUACCAACAACCUCCAUCUCAAGCUCCGCCUCAAAAUGCGUACGGAGCUGGUCAACCCGGAAAUUAUCCUCCUCCUUCAUCGCAAGCAUAUGCAAAUAACGUUCCACCUCAAAAUUAUCCGGCUCCCCCUACUUCUAGUGCUCAACCUCCUCAACCUGGAUCUCAACAAAAUACCGGUCCUCAACCGAAUUAUGGUAAUCAACCAAGUCCCGGUCCUGGUGCAACGCAAUACGGUCCAGCUUCUACAUCUCCACCAUUCAGUACUGCCUCUGCAAGUGGAGUAAAUACCUAUGCUCAGAGUAGCCAACCAACUAGUACACCGUCCGCUUCAACUCAAACUUACCCACCAAGUAGCGCUCCACCAUCUACUUCGCAAGGUGGAAACUACGCCCCACCGGGACCUGCACCAUCCGGAUAUCCUGUGCAUCAAACACCUCACCCAACGUCUCAUCCGCCACAUCAACCACCGCAUCAAUCCCCACAUCAACCUCCUCAUGCUCCUCAUCAACCUCCUCAUCAACCUUCUCAUCAAUCAACUCAUCAACCUUCUGCACAUCAAUCUCCACAUCAACCACAACAGUCUCAACAACAAUCUCAGACACCGCCACAGCCUCAACAGCAACAGUCUCAGAGUCCUGCUCCAAGUGGAUUUCAACCACCUUCAGGACCUCCACAGGGUCCUGCUCCACCUCCGGGACCACAACCACAACCUGGAUACGGUCCAGCUACUACACAGACAUAUGUACCACCGACACCAGGAGGACAGCCACAGGUAUACACUCCUCAUCCACCUCAAGGUGGUCAACAUUAUGGACAUCCACAAUAUCCUCCUCAGAGUUAUCCACCACCACCAGCAGGACAAGGAUAUCCUCAAUAUCCACCGCGUCCACCUGGUGGACACAUGCCUCCUCCCCCUGGACCUCAAGGACCUCCUCCACCAAAUCAGUAUGGUGGUUAUGGAUAUCAGCCACCUCCACAAUAGAGUAUAUAUUAAUGUAAAUUCGUACGAUAUUCAUUCUAAUAUAAAAAUGAUUUAACUACAAACUCAGAACAAAUGGCAUAUUAAACUUUAAUUUAAUUCUUGAUAGCAUAUCGUCCAGUGUUAUAUAAUGAAACAAAUAAUAGAAAAUAUAUAUUACUAAGGAAAGGUGCUGCUAAAAUUUUAUUACGAUUGUAAUGAGAAAUCAAAACUUUUUGAAUAAUUUUAAUUUCCUCAAAUAAGAUAUCCAAUUUAACAUUACAAAAUAUACUUCAUUACAAAAAAGGAUUUGUAGAUAUUGCAAACUAUAUACAUGGUCUAAUGUGUACAAAAAUCUUCAAAAGUUAUAUCUUAAAGUUUCAUUUUAUCGAGAAUAACAUCGUUGAACAAAUAUUUUAUUCAUUAAAAUAUUGUUAUAAAUCUUUUAAUGUGACAUCAAAGUUUUACUUUCGUUUGUGGCUAUUUAAUUUUGUAAUACAUAUAUGCUUAUGCGUGUGCAGUUUAAGAAUUUUGGUGUUCAUAAUACAAUAUAAACAUAUCUGUCACACCAAGUUAUAACAUAUGACACAUGAUACAAUACGUACUAACUAUUUACAGCUUUCAGUAUAUAUUUUGCUUUAGAAUAAAUUUAUUUACUUA